Messenger RNA from Xylaria bambusicola, 1570 nucleotides. RefSeq names its product methionine aminopeptidase 1. The record is from RefSeq and is a predicted model, not a curated record. Gene Ontology annotation, molecular function: metalloaminopeptidase activity. NCBI's taxonomy places the organism in Eukaryota, Fungi, Ascomycota, Sordariomycetes, Xylariales, Xylariaceae. The transcript is spliced from 5 exons. The coding region runs from base 99 to 1277 and encodes 392 amino acids. Gene Ontology annotation, biological process: proteolysis.
GCUAUAAGUCCCAUCCUGUCUUUACCGUGUCUCAAUAAUAACUGUUUCUUCUUCAUCUGAUUAUUUGUGAAUAAUAUUUAUGCAUCUGGCAUUAAGCAAUGGGUCCUACCAUCAUAGCAAACAACUCUCCACCAGCAGUGAUCAAGGCAAAAUGCCAAGGGGUUGAUUGCGAAGAGGACGCUGGUACUUUGCAAUGUCCUACAUGUCUAAAACUAGGCAAAGAUGGUUUCUUCUGUUCGCAAGACUGCUUCAAGCGUAAUUGGACCCAACACAAAGCCGCACACAGCCCGGUGCAAGACGACAUGAAGAUAGGAAAUGGAUUUUAUAACCCGUUCCCUGCAUACCCCUACACCGGCACCGUUAGACCCGUCUACCCGCUUUCACCCAAACGCACCAUUCCUUCCUCUAUCAAGCGCCCUGACUGGGCAGACACGGGUGUACCGGAGGGUGAACGACGCUGUGGAACGAGGUGGUCUUUCCUGGACACCAAAGGACAGGAUGCCAUGCGCAAAGUUGGCAUACUAUCUCGUGAGGUACUGGACAUUAUCGCUGCUGAGAUUCGUCCCGGUAUCACUACAGAUUAUCUAGAUGAGGUGUGUCAUAAGGCAUGCAUAGAACGAAAUGCAUACCCCUCCCCACUUAACUACAACCGCUUCCCAAAGUCUCUGUGUACAUCUCCGAAUGAAGUCGUCUGCCACGGUAUUCCUGAUCACCGGCUCCUUCUAGAUGGCGAUAUUGUUAACCUAGACGUCUCACUGUACCACGAGGGUUAUCACGCUGAUGUGAACGAAACAUAUUAUGUAGGGGAUCGUGCUAAGGCCGACCCGGACUCGAUUCGGGUAGUUGAGACGGCGCGGGAAUGUCUCGAAGAGGCGAUCAAACUAGUGAAGCCGGGCACACCAAUAAGAGAGUUUGGAAAGGCCAUCGAAAAGCAUGCUAAGUCUAAGAACUGCUUUGUCAUCGCGAAUUGGGGAGGGCACGGAAUUAACAGCGAGUUUCAUCCUUCCCCGUGGAUACCUCACUAUGCAAAAAACAAGGCCGCAGGAGUUUGCAAGCCGGGGUUGACUUUCACCAUUGAGCCCAUACUCACACUUGGCGUCCCUCGAGACCAAUACUGGCCAGAUGAGUGGACCAAUGUGACAAUGGAUGGGAAAAGAACUGCCCAGUUUGAGCACACAUUACUCGUUACCGAGACCGGGGUCGAAAUCCUCACUGCUCGAAAUGAAACCUCUCCAGGCGGACCUAUUCCGAUGCCAACAGCAAGAACAGGGCACUGAUGACUGGCCAACAGAACUGACGUUCGUUUCGGUUGGACAGAAAUCUAUGUGGCGCGCGAAAACAAGACUUUAUUAAUUGCUUCGCCAUGCUGAUAUCGUUUCAAAUAUCUGCUCGUUAGGUACGAAGUUGCUGAGGGCCGAGUGAAGGAAAAUUAGACAGUGGUUGUAUGAAGCUGAAUAAGGAACCCCAUUAAUGAUUAGGUGAGACUAAAUGGCUACUGAAAGGGAUCUUAAGUCUGUGCGGGUUCCAUUAAGGUGUCUUAUAAUAGCAGACUAGGAUGCAUCUGCAGUGC